Messenger RNA from Perca fluviatilis (European perch), 1979 nucleotides. It is a transcript of the gene spred2a, whose product is annotated as sprouty related EVH1 domain containing 2a. Gene Ontology annotation, cellular component: membrane. The record is from RefSeq and is a predicted model, not a curated record. Bases 558 to 1601 code for a protein of 347 amino acids. Gene Ontology annotation, biological process: negative regulation of MAPK cascade; multicellular organism development. Gene Ontology annotation, molecular function: protein kinase binding. The transcript is spliced from 5 exons. NCBI's taxonomy places the organism in Eukaryota, Metazoa, Chordata, Actinopteri, Perciformes, Percidae.
UCUCUCUCUCUCUCUCGCUCUCUCUGCUGCUGACUGAAUCCAACAUGGAGUAAAGAGGAGAUGGGGCUCGUGCGGGGCCAUCCUCACCGACACCAGACCUCCAUUUUCGGUCACCGCAUUCCAGCCCGUCCCGGCCCGGCGGGGGCGGAGGAAGAGGAAGAGGAGGAAGAGGGAGAAAAGGAAGAAAAGGGAAAAGGCGUAGGAGGAGGUGGUAGAGGAGGAGGAGGAGGAGGAGGAGAAAGGUGGAAGAGGAGAUCGGAUGCCCUCCAGUGAUUGAGGAGUGAAAGGAGAAGAGGUAGAAGAAGAAAAAGAGGUGUUGGAGGAGUGGGAGGAGAGACGGAGAUCCAUCCGAGAAAACAUAACGCACAUCGGGAUUAAAGAGCCGAGCGGACCGCGGGAGAGAACCGGAUCCACCGCCGCUUUUGCCGCUGCCGCCUCUGCCGCUGCCGCCGACGCCUCUGCCGCCUCUGCCGCUGCAGGGCGAGGAAAACAUGAAGACACCGCGCUUUGCAGCCGCGGCGGGAGUUUAUUAUCGCCGGAGUUGAAACAGGAAAAACAUGAGCGAGGACACGCGCCCAGAUGAUGACAGCUACAUCGUGCGCGUCAAAGCGGUGGUGAUGACCAGGGACGAUUCGAGUGGCGGCUGGCUGGCGCAGGACGGCUGCCUGAGCAAAGUGGGCGUGUGCAGGCUGCUGGCGAGCGAACUGCUGGGACGCAACAGCUUCCUCAUCCACGGAGAACGCCUCAAAGACAAGCAGGUUGGGUCGACCACGUCCUCAUCAACGCUGCAGAACGAGGCGGAGCUCGGCGACGAUGACGUCUUCAUGACGGCCACCGACAGCUCGUCCAGCUCGUCCCAGAAGAGAGAGCCAGCGACGCACACGCUGGCCCCGCACAACUUCUGCGAGGCCCGACGAAACCAUUGCAUCCUGGGACAUUUCUACGAGCAGCACCGGCCCUCGGAUCACUACUUCCCAGACCGUGUCAGCUUCCAUGUGGAGGAGGAAGAGAUCGUACGCAUCAACCCCCGCGAGCGAUCCUGGCUCACCGGCUACGAGGACUACCGCCACGCCAACUCUGCUCGCGCCAAACUCGCCCAGCACCCGCCCGACAACCACAUAAUACACUUCGCCAAGAGCGAGCCGCCCAAACACGACCACGCCUACCCGUACCCGCUGAGCUGCGACCACAGAUCGGUGGUGACCGGGCAGCCGCGCGCCCUGAGGCCCGAAGCCAAGAGGCGGAAGCAGGACGGCGAGCGUUCCCGCUGCGUUUACUGUCGGGACAUGUUCAACCACGAGGACAAUGGGCGUGGCCGCUGCCAGGAAGCCCCCGAUCCGGUCCAGACCUGCAUCAGGCGGGUCAGCUUCAUGUGGUGCGCCGACAGCCUGCUGUACCACUGCAUGUCGGACCCCGAGGGAGACUACUCGGACCCUUGCUCGUGCGACGCCAGCGACGAGCGCUUCUGCCUGCGCUGGACGGCGCUGGUGGCCCUGUCGAUGCUGGCGCCGUGCAUGUGCUGCUACGCGCCGCUCAGGGCGUGCUACCGCUGCGGCGUGGCCUGCCGCUGCUGCGGCGGGAAACACAAAGCGGUGGGCUGAUCGUGCGUUUUCAUUGGCGCUCAGAAUUUUCCGAGGUCAAAAGGACGUUGGGAACUUCGGGAAGUCGGACAACAUCGCAGUACCCCCAGGCUCAAAGUCCAACGUGGCUGCCCCGUGCAUCAACAGCAGUGAAAGCUGCAGUAACGCACAGUUAUUAGUAGGGAUGCACCGAUAGGCCGGCCGGUGACCGGAAUUCGCCGGUUCCCACGUGCUCGGCCAUGACCGGCCACCGGCAGGUCAGUCCGACAUAUGCCGAUUCCAUGGCAGUCAACGCUACAGUUAACUGACAACAGAAGUUAUACGAGUUACAGUUCUCAAGGACGCCACAGCACGGACGCCACAGCACGCUCUCUCUUUCCUUUCUCUCAACUUCUCCGC